This is a messenger RNA of Labrus mixtus (cuckoo wrasse), 2214 nucleotides long. Its product is annotated as solute carrier family 22 member 4-like. The record is from RefSeq and is a predicted model, not a curated record. Gene Ontology annotation, cellular component: membrane. Gene Ontology annotation, molecular function: transmembrane transporter activity. The transcript is spliced from 11 exons. The coding region runs from base 69 to 1772 and encodes 567 amino acids. Lineage: Eukaryota; Metazoa; Chordata; Actinopteri; Labriformes; Labridae. Gene Ontology annotation, biological process: transmembrane transport.
GUAAUUUGCAAUGAUUCAGUGAAAUAGCUACAGCAAUUUUUCAAAUUACACAAUAAAUAAAAGUAUACAUGAAGGUGAGUCUCUCUAUCACAGGCAACAUGACCGACUAUGAAGCUGCCACCGCCUUCAUCGGGGAAUGGGGACGUUUCCAGCAGGAGGUGUUUUUCCUCCUAUGUAUGAGCAUCAUCCCAAACGGCUUCACCGCCCUGUCCAUCGUCUUCCUCGCGGACACGCUGCCUCAUCGCUGCCUCAUCCCUGCACACGUGAACCUCACUGCCGCGUGGAGGAACAGCAGCAUCCCGCUCGAGGCUGACAGCCCCAGCGGCACGCUCGUGCCCAGCAAGUGCGCAAGAUACAAACUCCAAGAUGUGCUGGAUUUCUCGGACAGAGGCUUGCUCCCUGGACUUGAUGUUAACCUGUCUCAUGUGUCGACAGAAGGCUGCUUGGACGGGUGGGAGUACGACAGGAGCGUGUAUAUUUCUACUAUUAUAUCUGAGUGGGACCUGGUGUGUGAUGACAGGUGGAAGAACCCUCUGACUUCUUCUAUCUUCUUCUGUGGCGUUCUCUCUGGAUCACUUGUUUCGGGACAGCUCUCUGACAGGUAUGGGAGAAAAAACGUAUUAUUUGUUACCAUUGCUAUCCAGACAGUGGCCACAUUCCUUCUGGCCUUCUCACAAUCCUGGGUCAUGUUCUGCGCCAUCUAUUUCAUUGUUGGAUUGGGCGCAAUCUCCAAUUAUGUUACUGCGUUUGUACUAGGAGCAGAGAUUUUAGGCCAACAUGUUCGGCCAGUCUUCUCUACAGCAGGCGUGAGCAUUUUCUUUGCUGUGGGCUACAUGCUGCUGCCACUGUUUGCCUUCUUCAUCAGAGACUGGAGGAUGCUUAUUCUUGGGCUUGCCCUGCCUGGCUUUUUCUGUGUUCCUCUAUGGUGGUACAUCCCAGAGUCUCCUCGUUGGCUGCUCUCUCAGGGUAGAGUUGAAGAGGCUGAAGCCAUCAUAAGAAAUGCUGCUAAAAAGAACAAAAUUGAGGCUCCAUCAGUCAUCUUUAGUCCUCUGCAGAUAGAACUUCAAUCUGAUCAGAGGAAGGCCUACAACAUCUGUGACCUGCUCCGCUCUCCAAACAUCCGCUGGCUCUCUAUCACGCUGUGGCUAGUCUGGAACACAGUGGCCAUUGGCUACUUUGCUCUUUCCCUGAACACAUCAAACCUUCACGGCAACGUAUUCUUCAACUGUUUCUUGUCUGCCCUGGUAGAGAUACCUGCCUACACUUUGUCCUGGGUUAUGUUUCGCUGGUUUUCAAGGCGACUGAGUCUUUCCUCAACGCUUUUCAUGGGAGGAUUGUUUCUACUCCUCAUACAGCUCGUACCAGCAAAUCAGAUUUUUCUAGCCAUUACACUGGAGAUGAUGGGGAAGUUCGCAGUGACAACAGCGUUCGCUAUUGUGUACGCAUACACAGCAGAGCUCUACCCGACUGUUUUGAGGAACACAGCUUUGGGAACCUGCUCCAUGGUCUCCAGAGUAGGCAGCAUCAUUGCUCCAUACUUCAUUUAUUUAAGAAGCUAUUCGGUUUCACUGCCUUACAUCCUCAUGGGAAGUCUGACAGCUCUGGUUGGGUUGCUGAGUCUCCUGCUGCCUGACACCCGUGGAAUGCCUCUGCCUGACACCAUCACUCACAUGCAACGCUUCCCCGGAUGUUGCCAGAAGAAACCUAACACACUAACCCAGGUGGAGGAAAAUGAAAACCCAGCUGAAAGGAAGUCUCUGGUUGUCCAGUGAAGAUCUGAUGUUCUGUGUAAGGCAAAUAUCUGGACAGAAAUCCCGGGUGUGUCUAUGAUGUCACUUUAAUGUGCACAAAGGAACUGAACAUUUCUUCAAAUAAUGCGACUAUGCUUUCAAAUAUAUCCUUUGAACUGGAGUGAUUUUCUCCUUUUGGUGGUACAGUGAAAGGAAAAGUGUGACAAUGUUUGUGACAAUGCAAUUUACUGCUGUUACCCUUAUUAAUAAUGAUUUUUCUUUUACUAACGACACAACUGCAUUGUUCCACAGUUACUGCACCACAAUAUUGCAAAGUGUAUGGUAAAUAUUUGGAAUACAUUUGUCAUAAACUCCAUGCAGAGAAUUCAAGCACAAUGUAAUCAACUCCAAAUGUUGGUCAAAAUAUGUCAACCUUUAUUUCUUGUAAAAGUCAUUUCUCAAAGAGGACAGUUUUUGUACAUUU